Molecule: messenger RNA, 1032 nt
Organism: Mastomys coucha (southern multimammate mouse)
Lineage: Eukaryota; Metazoa; Chordata; Mammalia; Rodentia; Muridae
Product: mas-related G-protein coupled receptor member B4-like
Exons: 1
Coding region: 73-1032 (319 amino acids)
Biological process (GO): G protein-coupled receptor signaling pathway
Cellular component (GO): membrane
Molecular function (GO): G protein-coupled receptor activity
Source: RefSeq, a predicted model, not a curated record
AGUCCUGACAAAGAAUAACAUGGAUUCAUAUCUCUGUUUCUUUACAGGAACACCAGUGGAAAAUUCCUAAGCAUGGGUCCAACUACCCCAUCCUGGAACAUUACCAACACAGUAGUCAAAGAAGCUUACUACACUGAAAAUUUAUCCUGUUUAACUAUGUUCAAUUUAAUUACUGUCAUUGUUGCUGUGGUUGGUCUGGCAGGAAAUGCCAUAGUGCUAUGGCUUCUAACCUUCCACAUCCAUAGGAAUGCCUUCUCAGUCUAUGUCCUCAACCUGGCUGUUGCUGAUUUCUUACAACUUUGCAUUCAGAUUGUGCAUUCCUUGGAGUGUAUCCUACAGUUAGAUUACAGAUACUUUUUGUUUCUCCUCAUUGUAUUUAUGUAUGCAUACCUUGCAGGUUUGUGUAUGAUUUCAGCCAUCAAUAUUGAGCGCUGUCUAUCUGUUAUGUGGCCCAUCUGGUAUCACUGCCAAAGACCAAGACACACAUCAGCCAUCAUGUGUGUUCUGCUCUGGACUUUCUGUCUAUUGUUGAGCCUCCUGCUAGGGCUAGGCUGUGGCUAUAUUUCCAGAGUUUCUGAAUAUUAUUUCUGUAAUACUAGUAGCUUUAUUAUUACUGCAUUUAUAAUAGUGUUAUCUGUGGUUCCUUUUGUGUCCACCCUGGCCCUGUUGUUAAAGAUCAUCUGUGGAUCACACAGGGUUCCUGUGACCAGGUUGUAUAUAACCAUUGCUCUCACAGUGGUGGUCUUCAUAUUUUGUGGUCUGCCCCUUGGGAUAUACUUGUUCCUCUUGCAAAGGUUUGAAAAUGUUCGAAGAAUUUUAUUUCCAAUUGUUUGGGAAAUUAUAGUAUUCCUGUCCUGUGUUAACAGCUGUGCCAAUCCCAUCAUUUACUUCCUUGUUGGCUCCAUUAGGCACUGCAGGUUUCAAUGGCAGAGUUUGAAGCUGCUUCUGCAGAGAGCCAUGCAGGACACUCCUGAGGAAGAGAGUGGAGAGAGGGGUCCUUCACAAAGGUCUGGGGAACUGGAAAAUGACUAG